AUGGUUGAUCCGAUGGAGAAUGGCUUGUUUGACAUUCCUGACUAUGACAACACAGAUGAUGAGACCUUUCCUCCUCUCCCCCCUCCCUUCUCACCAGGAGAGGGAGGAGAUCCUUUUACAGGUGAGGACAAUGACAACUGGAGUUCACCAGGGAGGAGGGAGGAGAUCUCCAAGCUGCAAGUCCCUGCUGCCAAGAGGAGAGGCGUCAAGAGACCACAGCCCAAACUGGACUCUCAGAGGCUGACAUCAGAAAGAGGACUUCCGGCUCUUCGCUCCCUGUUUGACAACGUUCAUUUCAAAGGCAAAGGACACGAGGCUGAGGACUUGCGGGGGCUGAUGCAGAGGAUGGAGAACUGGGCUCACAGGCUGUACCCCAAACUGCAGUUUGAAGACUUCAUAGACAAACUGGAGACGCUGGGCAGCAAGAAAGAAGUCCAGACGUGUCUGAAGAGAAUACGGUUGGACAUGCCGCUGAUACAUGAAGACUUCGUAGGAGACGACGGUGAGGACGACACCGCGGCGUCGAGAGACGGACGUGUCGUCAACCAUGACGACCCAGACCCGUUUGGAGACGGAGGUUUCCCUGAAGACCCCCCAGGACGGGUCCCCUCUACCCCUGCCGCUGCUCCCUCCCUGUUCCCGUCCUCCCAGGCUGGCCCGGUCCACUCCACCCCAGCCCCCUCCCUGACAGAAGAGCAGCAGAGACGUAUAGAACUCAACAAACGGCUUGCCUUGGAGAGGAGACUGGCCCGCAUGCAGCAACACACAGAUGGCUCCAAGGAGAUGGCCAACCAAUCAGCAGACGGACCCUCUCCCUCCCAGUCCCAGGAGAUGGCCACCCAGUCAGCAGACGGACCCUCUACCUCCCAGUCCCAGGAGAUGGCCACCCAGUCAGCACACGGACCCUCUCCCUCCCAGUCAGCACACGGACCCUCUACCUCCCAGUCCCAGGAGAUGGCCACCCAGUCAGCACACGGACCCUCUCCCUCCCAGUCAGCACACGGACCCUCUCCCUCCCAGUCCCAGGAGAUGGCCACCCAGUCAGCAGACUGACCCUCUCCCUCCCAGUCCCAGGAGAUGGCCUCCAGCCAAUCAGCACACGGACCCUCUACCUCCCAGUCCCAGGAGAUGGCCACCCAGUCAGCAGACGGACCCUCUACCUCCCAGUCCCAGGAGAUGGCCUCCAGCCAAUCAGCACACGGACCCUCUACCUCCCAGUCCCAGGAGAUGGCCACCCAGUCAGCAGACGGACCCUCUCCCUCCCAGUCAGCAGACUGACCCUCUCCCUCCCAGUCCCAGGAGAUGGCCAACCAAUCAGCAGACGGACCCUCUACCUCCCAGUCCCAGGAGAUGGCCAACCAAUCAGCAGACGGACCCUCUCCCUCCCAGUCCCAGGAGAUGGCCAACCAAUCAGCAGACGGACCCUCUCCCUCCCAGUCCCAGGAGAUGGCCAGCCAGUCAGCAGACGGCCCCUCCACCAGGUCCUCCUCACACCCCUCCCCCAGCCAGUCAGCAGACGGCCCCUCCACCAGGUCCUCCUCACACCCCUUCCCCAGCCAGUCAGCAGACGGCCCCUCCACCAGGUCCUCCUCACACCCCUUCCCCAGCCAGUCAGCAGACGGCCCCUCCACCAGGUCCUCCUCACACCCCUUCCCCAGCCAGUCAGCAGACGGCCCCUCCACCAGGUCCUCCUCACACCCCUUCCCCAGCCAGUCAGCAGACGGCCCCUCCACCAGGUCCUCCUCACACCCCUUCCCCAGCCAGUCAGCAGACGGCCCCUCCACCAGGUCCUCCUCACACC
Oncorhynchus masou masou (cherry salmon) is the source of this 1801-nucleotide messenger RNA. Its product is annotated as TIMELESS-interacting protein-like. Gene Ontology annotation, biological process: DNA replication checkpoint signaling; replication fork arrest; DNA damage response. The coding region runs from base 1 to 1053 and encodes 350 amino acids. Gene Ontology annotation, cellular component: replication fork protection complex; nucleus. Lineage: Eukaryota; Metazoa; Chordata; Actinopteri; Salmoniformes; Salmonidae. The transcript has 7 exons. The record is from RefSeq and is a predicted model, not a curated record. Gene Ontology annotation, molecular function: DNA binding.